GUCUUUUGUAGUUUUCAGACAGUGCAGUUUAAUAUAAAUAUAAAUAAUAUUAUAUGUAUUAAAUCAUUUUCGAGCAUACUUUAUUUCCUUUUAUUUUUUUAUUAAGAGUUUAACCUAUUUUAUAACCGUUAUUCAUACAAUGGCCUUUUUUGUUAACCAAAUAUUAAAUUUAAGUUGUUUUUUUUUAAUCUGUGUUAUCGGAUCAACUGCAAUUAUUGGAUUUACAUAUUAUUAUUUGACAUCUGUAGUGAAAAAACCCAAACUGUAUUGCAAAGAAGGUAAUUUUAAGAAAUUUGUUCUCCAAAACGUGCCGAUUAUCAAUGAAGAAUACUGGCCAGUAAUGUGGUGCUUUGAAAGUCGUUUUCAUAAUCUUUUAGCACUUAUUAUCCGAUCAUUAGUUGUGCCGUCUAUAAAAUAUAAUAGGGAAAUACUGAAUCUUAAAGACGGUGGUCAGGUAGCAUUAGAUUGGUUGGAACCAAAUGAAAAUUCAAAAGCUGAAUGUGCCACAAUUUUGUAUUUGCCUGGAUUGAUUAGUGACAGUCAUUCUGAGUAUGUGAGAGCUGUAUCAUUAGCCUUGCAAAAAGUUGGAUAUCGCGUAGUUGUCUUCAACUAUAGAGGAGUUGGAGGUGUAGAACUAAAGACGCCAAGAAGUUAUUCUGCAAACAAUAUAGAAGAUCUCACAGAGGUAGUUAAUCAUUUAAAACGAAAGUACCCUAAAACAGUUGUAGGGGGGUUAGGAACAUCUUUGGGUGGUGUGAUUUUGGGAAAUUAUCUACAAUCAAACGAACAACUAACGCACAAACAUUUCAGUGCAGCAAUGAUUGUUUCAGUUCCUUGGAAUAUUAAUAUUGCUGCGUCUAAUAUUGAGAAACCAAUCAUAAAUCGAAUGAUUGGUUCUAUUAUCACAAAAGAGCUUUCAACACAAGUCAAAAAUAAUAGAAAACUCUUGAAUUCUCCAAACCACAAAUGGAAUUAUAACGAAGUAAUUAAGAGUAAAACUUUAAGAGAAUUUGAUAGAAAUUACACAAUACACAUGUCCGGUUACAAGACAGUUGAUGAAUACUAUGAUUCUGCUUCAUUACAUGAUAAAAUAGACCGUUUUCAUUCACCUUGUUUAUGCUUGAGCGCUGCUGAUGAUAUUUUUUGUUUAGAACAAGAUAUACCUCUAGAACAGGCUACAACUACGGAUAACGUGGCAAUUUUGUUGACUGCAAGAGGAGGGCAUCUUGGUUUUUUCGAAGGUAUAUGGCCAUUUUCGGAAAAAAACGAUUUUAUGUUACGGGUAAUUGUUCAAUAUUUUAGUGGAAUUCUCAAAAACGAUAAUUAUAAACAGUUUUCUAGUUAAUUACCUGUCAAUUUUUACUUAAAAUAAUCUCGAGGGUUAGGAUUUUUAUUUUUUUUACUUAGUUAAUUCGUAUAAAAGUAUGUAGUAUUUAUAUAGGAAACUUUACACUAACGGUCGUGGUUAAAUACAGUCCUGUAUUUGUACUAAUUUUUUGAUUUGUACUAAAUUAUGAAUAUUAUGUAUA
Adelges cooleyi (spruce gall adelgid) is the source of this 1529-nucleotide messenger RNA. RefSeq names its product phospholipase ABHD3-like. Bases 140 to 1345 code for a protein of 401 amino acids. Gene Ontology annotation, molecular function: acetylesterase activity; monoacylglycerol lipase activity. Lineage: Eukaryota; Metazoa; Arthropoda; Insecta; Hemiptera; Adelgidae. The transcript is spliced from 8 exons. The record is from RefSeq and is a predicted model, not a curated record. Gene Ontology annotation, biological process: medium-chain fatty acid catabolic process; medium-chain fatty acid biosynthetic process.